UUUGGAUGCCACCAUAUUCAGCUGUGCAAUCCCUUAUCAGACUUAUAGACUGUCAGCUUGAAUAUAUGUUGACUGCAUGGACUCACAACGCGGAAUUACCAGACUUCCUUGGAAAGGGGUGCCUAACAAAGGACGCUUUCACGGGUAAUAUCAGUUAUGACUUUGGAAAAGAAAGUUACAUCGACAAAAUAGAUGAUCUUCUUCAGAUAGAUGAAGAUCUUCUAUCACAAAAAAUAGGAAGAGGUAAGAAGAAGGCGAAGUCCAAAAGAAAUCUAGACAACUGUACGCCACAGAAGGAAGUCUGCGUAAAGCGCAAGUCACAGAGACCUACCCCAAGGAAAAUGAAGAGAUCGCAAUGUGUGAAGGCACUACAGCUCCAACCUGAAACAGAAUCAUAAAGGAACCCCAAAAAGUCUGGAAGCCAGAAAGGGAAAGGGACUUCAUACGUCCCAUCCCAAUAUCCAUGACGUCAGAGAGGGAAAGGGACAUCACAUGUCCCAUUCCAAGAACCAGGACACCAGAGAGGGAAAGGGACACCAUAUGUCCCAUCCCAACAGUAAGGAAAGUCAGCAUACAUGAACCAAGAGAGUCUGAACAAAUUAGAUCCUACUCAGAUGUUUGCAGAUCCAUAAGUGUCAGGGAACGUCAUUCGGAAACGUCUGUUACAACGUACUUGGAUUUUAAUAGGAGCUAUCAAUAGUAGAGACAUUAUGCAAAACUGAGUGACGAGUUUGACAAUAUGUGACCACUUUUAGUAUACAUUUAAAAAGACAAUAAUAUAAUUAUGAAUGUUACUCUGUGGGAUGAAAUGAUUGCUAAUUUCGUUUUUCAAGACACGUGUAGACACGCAGCGAACUUUCAGUGUAAAUAAAUAUUUUUCUGUUUGAUGAACUGAAAUUUUAAGAAGAUGUGAAUCGUGUUUAGUAUUAAGAAACAUCUGGAUAUUACAAAGUGUGAUAUACUCUACUUUGAAGGAUACGUAAGUGUUGUAUAGUAUGAAGAAAGUACAGAUAUUACAAAAAUGUGAUAAACUGUACUUUAAAGGAUACAUAAAUGGUGUAUAGUGUUAAGAAAGCAUGGAUAUUACAAAAUGUGAUAAACAGUAUUUUUAUUAAAGGGUACAUAAAUGGAGAAAAAAAGCAUGGAUAUACCAAAAAUGUGAUAUACUGUACUUUGAAGGAUACAUGGAUGGUGUAAAGUAUUACGAAAGCAUGGAUAUUACAAAAAUGUGAUAAACUGUACGUUGAAGGAUACAUGGAUGGUGUAAAUAUUAUAAAGUUUAAUAAGAAACAAUGGAUACUACAAAUAUUUGAUAGACUGUUCUUUGAUGGAUACAUCGGAGGCAGAAUGUUUAAUUAGUAUAAAGAAACUAAAAAUAUUAUGAAAAUGUGUUUUUAACAGACUGGGUUCAAUCACUAAAUAUAUCCCGAUCGGGCUAUAGUAGUAUUUCUUUAAAAUGUACAUUUUUGUUAGUUUAGUUUUUAAUAAUGAUUUCACUUAACAACUAUUUUACCAUAAAGCUAACACCAUCUGAUCAGUUUGAAAAUAAAAGGGCACUUUAAAAAGGAGAAAAAGAAUCUGCCCCAUGUCGGAUUCGAAUCCAUGUGGCAUCAGGUAUUGACUGACAAUGAACGUUAAGCUAACUUACGCGUUAGAACACGUUUCUAUCAAUAUUUCACAAAAAUAAAAUAAUGGUUAUAAUAGUCUUAAUGUUAAAAGAUCUGGAUUGAUAAUGUAGAGGUAAAUGUAUUUAUCUAAAUUGCGCAAAAUCUUGAGCUUAAUGUAUUUAAAAAUACGACAAAAGUAGUGUAUAAGCUGCAAGCAGAUCAAGAAAAUAAUUUUUAUAAAAAAAGUUUGCGUAUUCCGUCACGUUCUGAUUUUGAAAUUAUUGUAGUGAAUAAACAAUAAUUUACCAGUGAAUCAUAAAUUUAGACACCAAUGGAAUGUGCAAACUUCAUUUUUUCCAAUUAAGAUAAAUAUUUCUUUACCCAUUCAACUUUUGAGAUAAAUUAAAAUAAAUGAUUGCACCCCAGCCUGUUUAAACUAUUACUCUUAUAUUAAAGAAGGUGUAUUUUCUCAAACGGUCAUUGCUAUGAAUAUAAGACCGGUUAUAUUUACCAUUUUUAUACUUUUUCUUUACAUGUAUCAUAUAACAGAAGGGAAUAGUAACAUUAUAUACUGUGAACUCAUUACAGUCCAAUAUUGAGUAAGAGAAUUAUUCAUAUCUAUGUCUAUUCAUAUCUAUGUUUUCAGUAAAAUAAAUUCAUAUUUAUGUUAUCAGUAAAAAUAUAAAUAUAAA
This is a messenger RNA of Dreissena polymorpha, 2299 nucleotides long. RefSeq lists its product as uncharacterized. The coding region runs from base 6 to 398 and encodes 130 amino acids. The record is from RefSeq and is a predicted model, not a curated record. Lineage: Eukaryota; Metazoa; Mollusca; Bivalvia; Myida; Dreissenidae. The transcript has 2 exons.